Etheostoma spectabile (orangethroat darter) is the source of this 5338-nucleotide messenger RNA. RefSeq names its product shroom family member 1 (gene shroom1). Bases 427 to 5247 code for a protein of 1606 amino acids. Gene Ontology annotation, cellular component: apical plasma membrane; apical junction complex; cortical actin cytoskeleton. Gene Ontology annotation, biological process: actin filament organization. The record is from RefSeq and is a predicted model, not a curated record. Gene Ontology annotation, molecular function: actin filament binding. The transcript has 9 exons. Lineage: Eukaryota; Metazoa; Chordata; Actinopteri; Perciformes; Percidae.
CCUCUGCAGGGAGUAAGGUAAGCUAACCGCGAGCGAAGGAAAAAGGAAAGCUCAUUACCGGGUGCGGCGAUGCACUUUAGCCAACUACCUAAAAGUGCGUAAGUUAUUGUAUUGCUUUUAACCGUCAUUCACUAGAGAAGAGGAAACACAUCCGAGAGAAACAAGGACUACGAGUUAAAAACAGCGAAGUCCCCGGCAAUCAACAGGAACUACUGAGCUGACCGUUUGAAAAGGCUUUGAAUAUACAAAAAGGAGGAAGGAAAAUGACCUAGUUAGCGGCAAGCGUGACGGACAACCUGGUGCAAAUGUGUUUGUUGUAAUUUCCCCCGUUUCACCCACAAGGAAGACACAUGCAUCAGCGCACAUACACGUACAACACAUUUACAAACCCCGCCCUUCCCUUCCUGCCAUCCGCCCCAGUCCUCCAUGGAAUCCUUCAACUUCCACUUUGAGAGAAUGAGCAACUUGGACCUGCAUCCUCUGAGCCUGUCCGUCAGCCGGCUCUCCCCAGCCAAGUCCAACAGCAGCAUCGCCGACCAACUUUCCCACCACCAACACGGCAAAGGAGACUCUGCCUACAGCUCCUUCUCUGGUGGGUCCACUGCCCCAGACUACCCCUCUCCAUUUCUCCCAGACGACCUACAGUCCAGCUCCUUCAGCCACUAUGCUGAUCUUAAGUACGUGAAGUCUAUUUACCAUCCGACCCAGGUUGUGCAAUCUGACUCCAAGACCAUGGACCAGCUCUAUCGCUCUGUGGAAGCUAUCUCACAGCAGUUUCACAACAAUACCAGCACCAAUGUAAACCACCACAACGAGAGUUUCCAUACAAACAAUAAAGCACUCUCUAAAAAAGUGGUGCAUUUGGGGUCACUAUCCCAAGGUGCUUACCCUCCUGUCCGUCCUCCUCCAAUCCCAGCACGCCUGGAUAGUUUCAUAGCAACAAAAAACUUGGAAAACAGCAGGGUCCACCAUCAAGGUACUGAGUUUCAACCCCAGCAGCCACAGCCUCAACAGCAACCCAGACCCCACAAUCGACUCCAUUCACAGCCCCAUGAUCUGAAUGCCCCAAAACCUGAAAUGGCUAUCCCAGAUACAGGUGAAUCAAGCUUCAAUUCUGACCCAGUCUACUCAGUUUGGAGGGGCUCUCAACAACAGCCACAGGCCCAGCAGCUGCCAAGCUACCGCCCCCACCUCCAGCCCAACAAUCAGACAAAGGUGGCGUUAAACCCGGAAUAUCUUUUCAUCACAGAUAGCAAGGCUGCCUCUGAGCAGCAGAAAUCAAUGAACAUCCUAAGUCGAUCACCUCCCCUAGGAACGAGUCAACCUGAGCACCUGAAACCCAGAGAGCCUUCGAGCAGUGGUGGAUACAAUGAAGACCAUCACAACAAGCCAAGUGGAAGCAGUAGCCAUUUUGAGAGUCAGCGCCAAAGGGCGCACUCGGCCCAUGGUUGGCUUGGUUCAGAGCCGAGCCGAGCUGCCAGCCCCUGGAAUGCUGGUCAGAGUUUUAUCAAUAGCAGCAUCCAGCAUAAGGGGCAGUUCUACUUUGUGACGGGAGUGUGUAAGCUGUCUGAAUCUGGUAUGAGGACACACUCUGCAUCUGUGUCUGGGUUUGAGGCUAGGAGUGAGAGCUCCACUGGGUUGGAGACACACCGACUAAGAGAAAAAGAAAGAUGUCACAGCACAAUGGAUAAUUUGUUUAGACCUCUCCAAGAGAGCUCUCAAUCUUCCAGUGGUGUGAUUCCAGAUGAGAGAGAGACUUUCACUUCCCAGAGCAAAGACCUGUCCUCCAGAAGCCAGGAUCAGGAGAAUCACAGACUAUCCCUCAUAUCGACGCAGUCCUCUCUAAACUUUGACAGUUUAGAAGAAAUCAACAUGAUGCAGAGUCGAGAUAUUGGCCGCCACACUGCCAACAACCCUAUAUUCUACUGUGGACCCGACAGAAACUGCCCACCUAAUUCAACUAAACAAACGACUGAGUUCACCUCACUGAUAAACAAUGAACAGCCCAACCAACACAAGAGAGAGGAGCAGGCAAAGAGAGGGAAACGGCAGCCUUUGAGGGAUGUUGCCAGCGAGAAGAUAAACAAAGAAACUACCCCACUUCUUUACCACCUCACCGGAGCCGGCAGGGCAGCGUCACAGCCUAAAAAGGAUGCUGAUUUCAGUAUAAACAGCAAGGAUGCAAUUCCAAACAAAACGGGUCAUGGAGACGUGGCUACUAGCGAUACGCAGAAACCUCCAAAAAGUGACACGAGCAAGAACGAUAGAGGGGAAGUUAUUUCUGUUGACUGUAACACCCUGGACGACUCAUUUAAAAAGUACUACAAAGAAAAGCUGAAGGAUGCCCAGUCAAAAGUCCUAAGGGAGACGUCAUUUAAAAGGAAAGACCUGCAGCUGUCAUGGCCGCACCGUAUCAGGCAAAAACCGGAGCUGAGACCUACAGUGAUUCAUACCUUCACCCCAUCACAGGACUCUGAGACUUCCACAGAUACACUCACUCCCUCUGUGACCUCUGAGGAAACAGAGAGGGGGAGCAUAAAAGAAGACGUCAGGGGGAGUCAGGAGGAGAUAGACAAAGAGACGAAAAAGGAAAACGGGAGACCAGCGAAUGUGGCCAUGCCCCAGGUAGCACGUAUUGGAGGCAGGAAGCGAUUGACUCCAGAGCAAAAGAAGAUGUGCUACUCUGAACCAGAGAAACUCAACCAGCUUGGUAGAGCACCCAUCCACUCUGCAUGCCGCUCAUUUGGCAACGAAAAUGACAGCCCGUUUGCAGUUGAAUGCCAGGGAGAGGAACGUGUGCAGCAAGGAGAGCAGGGACUGGUUGCAGCACGGCGGAAGAUGUUUGAGACAAGAGGUAGAGCACUUUCAGCCUCUGGUGCGUCAAAGACAAGCUUAAAACAUCUGCAACAGAAGGCCCUGGUGGAGUACAUGGAGCGUAAGACGGGCCAAAAAGUAGCUGAACCACAGCAACCAACGCCUCAGAUACCAUCUCCAUCCAGACAGAGGCAUUCUCUGGGGGAGAAACCCUUUGACUGGGGUCCCAGGCCACUAUCAGGAAAUGAUGAAGGCAGAAACACCAAGAAGAAACUCCACAGACCCCACUCUGCAGGCCGCAUCCUUGACUCAUCCGCCAGCUCAAUCAGGUACGCCCAGUUCUUCUCAGCUCAGUCUUGUUCGGGCCAAUAUGCCAGCCAAUCAAAUCAACCCAAAUGGAGGGAGAGUCAAGCUCCAUUUCACGGAAAGUCUGCCUCAGUGGAGAGUCUCUUGGACCAACCAGAACCACCUAGUUUCCUCAGGAACAGAUCCACAUCCACACCACAUGCAUUUCAGGCACUCGACUACGAGGAGGAUCCAUUACCAGUUACUAUGGAAACCUGGAGUGCCCAGUCGGAUGCCACAGAGGACUCCUUAAUAAAGCCGCCCCCUGAGGGCCAUCAGCGAGUCCGUGUGGUCGCACAGAGGGGGAAGUCCAUGGAAGAGCUCGGGGCAUCAAAGUUAAAAAGACCAUCAGCCCUGAGUAAAAGUUCUGAGCAGCUAGAUCAACUGUGGAGGGAUUCGACUGGACCAGGAGGACCAGACAGAGACAAGAUGGGUGUUUCAUUCUUUGCCGAAGUCAGAGAAGCCCAGGGGCAGGACGGUGGGAGGAAGAAACAAAAUCUAACAGAGCAAGCUGGAAAAGAGCCAGAGAUUGUUGGUCAGAAGAACACUCAGGGACAGACACAAAACCAAACGCAGAAAAAGUCUUUGUUGAAGCAGAACUCCGAACCUGUGGAGGAUGCCGCAGUAGGAACAAGGAACUCAAGUCGAUCCACCUCGCCGGCAGCCUCCUGUUCCUCUGCCCGGGCCAGGGUUCACUCUGGUUCGCAAGGACCGGUCACAGAUGAGAUCAGGUCCAGUAGACUGCCCAGUGAGACUUCAUCUGACCUACCUUCCCCCAGAUGUCCAGACACCAGUGAGAGGGGGAUCAAGUCCCCCUUGUCCACCCCCACCCAGACAAAGCUUCCUUGUGAAAACAGGCCAAGCACCAGUAGAGUCAGGACUUCUCCAUCUAUGACUGGAUCAGAGAGAGAGCAGUCGGUGGAUGAACCAAGCACUGACGCCCCACAGCCUGAUUCCAACCAUGAAGUGUCUCUGAGCUGCGGCGUCACCACAGAUCCAUCGCUGUGGAUUCUUCCUCCAGAGGAAGAGAUCAAAGAAGAACACCAGACUUCGCCGCUAACAGACGUUUUUGACGAGGAGUCCACCGGCUCGGCCCCUCCAACGCAGACAAGUGAAAGCUCUGUGUCUCCCCGCACCUCCGUCUCUGACACAGACAUCAGUCAGCAGGCGGAAGAGGAGGACAAUCCAGAAAUGGAAGAUGAGAAGUCAGGAGAACGGCAGGAGAUGGAAGAGAGGGGAACACCAGAGGGAGAGACGGAGAGCGCGGCGAGACCUAAAUGGAAGGACCUGGUAGAAGCGUUGGUCAAGGCCGACCGAUCACUGGCCAGAGUGCUCUACCCGCUGGCCAAUCGUAAGACAGCCCUGAUGCUGAUGGAGCAGCUGCUGUCUGAAGACACGCUGCUGAUGGAGGAGCACUACAAGAAGAAACAGGAGCAGAAAGGGGCUGCAGAAAGUGCUGAAACGGUCGAAGGAGCUGAACCUCCUUGUCCUUCUGUUCCUGACAGCCUGAAACCUCAAUGUACAGAUCUGCAGAGCAAAGCUGACAUCACUGAGAAAAAGCGUCUGUUAGCGUCCUAUAUCGAGGAGCGUCUGCGUUCGCUGGAAGAGACGCGUUGCGCCCUGCAGGCAGAGGUUCAGCAGAACGUGGCCCACGGAGAGGCCCUACAGGUGCUGGUCCGUGAGCGCUGUUUGGCCGUGGAGCUGGAGAGGUACAACCUGUUCAUAGGAGACCUGGAGAGGGUGGUGAACCUGCUGCUGUGCCUCUCUGCUCGGCUGGCCAGGGUGCAGAAUGCCCUGAGCACCGUGGACCAACACACAGAUGCCGAGGAGAAGCAAUCUCUGGACAGUCGCCACCGUCUGCUGUGCAAACAGAGGGAGGACGCCAAAGAUCUGAAGGACAACCUGGACCGGAGAGAGAACCUGGUCUCCACCUUUCUGUCACGUCAGCUGUCCGCCGAGCAGCUGCAAGACUACCGGCGCUUCAUCCAGACCAAGGCCUCGCUGCUCAUCCGACAGAAGGACCUGGAGGAGAAGCAGAGGCUGGGAGAGGAGCAGCUGGAGGGCCUUUCCAACAGCCUGCCUCUGUGAAGGAAGGAACACAAAAGCACAGAUUCCUCCUUUCUUUUCUUUUCUUUUAUUUUCUUGACUUGCCUUAGAGGAGGACGGGCUUAUUUAAAAA